AUGGUUUUGUGCGGGUUUUUCUUUCUUUUUUCUAUGGAACCUUCUAGUGACUUCCAGCAAAAUCUGGAACCAACUAGAGUGACUCUAGUCCGAGCUUUUUUUUUUCUUCUCCCUUCUGUAAGAGAGUCGCAAACAUUGUAUGUUUGCUCUGUCAACCCCCCCCCUCCCUCCUCGUCCCAUUCCUUCCGAUAUAAAACCACUUCAUCACCACCCUUCCCUAAAUCCUCAAGUCUUUUUCAUUUCUCUUUUUUUCUUUUUUUUUUCAACUUCAAUUCAUUAUUAAUAACAAUUAUACACUAUUAG
Messenger RNA from Candida albicans SC5314, 303 nucleotides. RefSeq lists its product as uncharacterized. The record is from RefSeq and is a predicted model, not a curated record. The coding region runs from base 1 to 303 and encodes 100 amino acids. The transcript has a single exon. Lineage: Eukaryota; Fungi; Ascomycota; Pichiomycetes; Serinales; Debaryomycetaceae.